Messenger RNA from Leishmania braziliensis MHOM/BR/75/M2904, 552 nucleotides. RefSeq lists its product as hypothetical. The record is from RefSeq and is a predicted model, not a curated record. Lineage: Eukaryota; Euglenozoa; Kinetoplastea; Trypanosomatida; Trypanosomatidae. Bases 1 to 552 code for a protein of 183 amino acids. The transcript has a single exon.
AUGAUGACAUGUACCGCAUCCAUGUGCAUCCUACGUGUCAAUCGGUGGGUGAGCGGGCAACUCGAUAACUCGACACAGUCAGCUCUGUGCGUUUCGCUUCGCCACAAGGCGUCAUCUAUCCGCAUUGCAAAUCGCAAGAAGGUUGAGAUGUUCGUCGGGAAGCGCUACCACCUUCCAACACGACUACGCGUUGCAGCACCCGACAUCGCAGCAGAGUGGGAUCAUGAAAAGAACCCCAUGCAUCUCUACCCAGAGAUCGUGGGCAUCGGCUACAUGCAUCCUGUAUACUGGAGGUGCCGAGGCUGCGCUAACUCGUACCAGAUGAGUGUGGAAAAGAGAGUUGUGCGUGGUUUCGGAUGUCCUCUCUGUGAAGAUCGGGAGCUGGACCGGUCGAUGGCGCUCAACACCGCAGCCAUGGGCACCGGUAGUGCGCGCUGUGGUGAUUCUGAUACUGCAAGUAGCGAUGCUACACCCCCGCUGCUGCCCGGCGAAGAGAAUCGCUCAUUACGACCGAAGCGUACCACGAUGCUCAACCUGCGCACCAAGUACUGA